CAAGACCCCUUUUAACUCGCCCAAAUGCACCCAGAGGUUUCUAAAACACCCCAAAUCCCAAAGAAACCCCUGGCAAAGAGGGAUCCCCUUGCACCCUGGGACAGGAACACAGUGGGCUGUGCUGGGGGCACUGGGCUGUACUGGGAGGGCACUGAGGGGUCACUGGGCUGUACUGGGAGAGCCCUCAUCCCCAAAGCCCCUCCCCUGGGCAUCCGUGCCACGGUCUGGGAACCACGGCGGGGUUGGAUCAAGGGGUGCACUUGAUGAUCUGGGAGGUCUUUUCCAAGCCGGCUGAUCCUGGGAUUCUCUGGGUGCCAUUGCCAGGGCAGCACAUGCUGGAGGCUCUGUCCACAGGGGAUAGAUGUGUCUGUGCAGACAGAGAGACAAGGGCAGUCUGCAAAGAUGUGGGGUUAGAAAAGCAGGAGAAGUUGUGGGGUGGUUGUGGAAGGAGAAAGAAGCCUCCAGGCCAGUGCAAGCAGGCCCCCCUGGGCUUGCACAUCAUCUGCCCUCCCUGCAGGUUCCUGUGCUGGAGAGCAGGCCCUGAGGUGUCCCUGAGCAAUGGCCCGGAGGUGAGCCCAGAGCUGGUCCCUGAGGUGGCCCUGAGAAGAAGUGGAAGGCAGAGGUGGUGCUGAGGCAGGAGAGCCCCGUGCUGGGGAAGAGGCUGAGCUGGGAGUGCCCAGCAGCGAGAAGGAUUUGUCCUUCCCAAAGCUUGGGCAGAUGGAGGAGAAGGCUGCGAAGAAGACGAAAAAGCCACGGGUCCCCCAGGCAGGCCCCGAGCUGAGGACGGAGAGCACGGAGGACAAAUCCCCCCAGCAGAGCCUGCUGGGAGAGGCCGUUUUGAAGGGCUCCCUGGCGCAGGAAGGCAGCGGGGAGGAAAAGGCCCGGAGAUGCCCCCGGAGGAGGGGCUGCAAAGCCAGCCCAGGGAGCUGUGAGGAGGAAAGACCCGUCCAGUGCCGGAAAGGCGGCCGGAGCUUGAGCCGGAGCUCCGAGCUGGUGGUCCCUGAGCAGCCUCCCAGCAGGGAGAAGCCCUUCAGGUGCUUGGAAUGUGGGAAGAGCUUCAGGAAGAGCUCCGACCUCCUCACCCACCAGCACAUCCACACUGGGGAACGGCCCUACACGUGCAGGGAAUAUGGGAAGAGCUUCAGGAGACACUCCAACCUGAUUCAACACCAGCACAUCCACACUGGGGAACGACCCUACACAUGUAGGGAAUGUGGGAAGAGCUUUAGGGACAGCUCCGAUUUGAUCCGACACCAGCACAUCCACACUGGGGAACGGCCCUACAUGUGUAGGGAAUGUGGGAAGAGCUUCAGGACCAGCUCCAACCUCUGCAGCCACCAGCUCAUCCACACUGGGGAACGGCCCUACAAAUGCUUGGAAUGUGGGAAGAGGUUUCAGCGCAGCUCACAUCUCCUCAGGCAUGAGCAGACACACACAGGGGAGAGGCCCUUCCGCUGCACCGACUGCAGGAAGAGCUUCAACCGGAACUCCCACCUCAUCACCCACCGGCGCAUCCACACUGGGGAGAGGCCCUACAAGUGUGGGGAGUGUGGGAAGAGCUUCAGCGACAGCUCUGCCUUGAACAAACACCAACGGACCCACCGGUAAGGGAAGCCCUGCGAACCCCAAAUGCGGGAAGAGCUUUGGGCACUGCUCCCACCCCGAAUGACCCCCUUGAUGGUGAGGCAACCCCUGGAGUCCAGUGACUGUCAGUCCAUCCCUUUCCACCAGAAAGGGCCAGUCCCCUUUCCCAGGGGCAGGUUGUGCCAACAGAACCCUUCCUGGGGGGUGUGUGGAGUUUCCUGCCUUGACUGGGACCCCCCAAGGUCACUGCUGGAGGUUGAGAGCAGAGAUCUCCCCCCGAGCGUUGGUCUGGGGGAGUUCCAUCCAUCUCUAAUGAAUAAUUCUUGCUUUGGUGCCAGCUUGAGUAGAAUUGCUUCAACAAUUGCUUUAGUGUAGAGCAGUGUCCUAUCUUAUGCUGUAGUAGUGGUAGUUUUAGUUUUUCUAUUGUGCAGUAAAUAAUUCUGAUGAAGAUCUUUUGUCUGAUCAUUUGUAACCCUAAAUAAUUCAUUUCUAUCAAUAGAUCUGAUUUGCCAUCCUUAAAACCUGGGGGACAAAAGUGGU
Molecule: messenger RNA, 2124 nt
Organism: Myiozetetes cayanensis
Lineage: Eukaryota; Metazoa; Chordata; Aves; Passeriformes; Tyrannidae
Product: zinc finger protein 239-like
Exons: 3
Coding region: 718-1608 (296 amino acids)
Biological process (GO): regulation of transcription by RNA polymerase II
Cellular component (GO): nucleus
Molecular function (GO): DNA-binding transcription activator activity, RNA polymerase II-specific; RNA polymerase II cis-regulatory region sequence-specific DNA binding
Source: RefSeq, a predicted model, not a curated record